Haliotis rubra (blacklip abalone) is the source of this 876-nucleotide messenger RNA. RefSeq lists its product as uncharacterized. NCBI's taxonomy places the organism in Eukaryota, Metazoa, Mollusca, Gastropoda, Lepetellida, Haliotidae. The coding region runs from base 1 to 876 and encodes 291 amino acids. The record is from RefSeq and is a predicted model, not a curated record. The transcript has 3 exons.
AUGAAGUGGGAGGGUUGGACCGACACUAAAUCUGGAAUGGACAAGUACACAUGGGAAGCAUUCAAACUUGAACCAAGUCAGAACGGAAGCUUGACGGAAGUAGACAAACUGAGACCUGUUGUUCACAGAGAAGUUGACCAUACCGAUCCAAUCUCCUAUGCUCUUCCCUAUGUCCCAGCCACACCAGGGAUGUAUUCUUUUGUCCUUGAAGCUGCCGACAAGGCCAAUAACUCUGUAUACAUGAGAAGGUUUGCACUGUAUGACAAGGAGUCGGCAGUGACCACGGAUCCAGCCAAUGCCCUGUACAUACCGUCAGCUGUGCAAGACAAUGGCUUCCAGUGGAUGACCGAUGCUUCCACGCCACUAGUCAUUAACUGGCAAGAUCAUUUUCUGAACUACGUCCAUGAAAGUGGUAAAUUCCUGAACAGCAUCCUCCCCUUCCGUGUGAAGGUUGUAGAAGACCCACCAAUCUACAAGGAAGUACCUCAUACAAAUGAUGAUCAUUAUGGAAGAAGAACUACAGCGGCUAUCCCCAAUGUACGGGGCAUUGUGAGGUUUGAGUGGACGCAUGCCGUCAACAAGAGUGGAGGCAGAGCGCUUCACACACCAGUAAAUUGGAAUGAUAUCUCCUGUCUGAACACAACAAACCAAACAACAGUUGCUGGUGUUACAAGCGGAACCACCGUUACUGUGUGGGUAAGAGCCUGGGACAUCCUUUACAACAGGAAAGUGGACUCGACAAGUGUAACCUACGACUUCACCGAACCAGAGUACAGUGUGAUGACAUUCAACAAAAAUGAAAAAUCCAACAUUCCCUUCAGUUCCGGUUUAACGGUGACCGCACACGAUGCAGAGAGUGGACUCGACCAUUGUUGA